AGGAUGUUAUGCAUAGCAUGUAGUGCUGCCACGGAGGCUACCAACGCUCGAGGUACCGCGUCCUUUGCUGUUGACUGGCUGCUAGAGACCACAGCGACUGCUCGUAGCAUUUCUGUCCUCGUCCUGUCUGUUACGCUACUCGUAGUUAUUGCCAUUGGCACCGCUGCCAGCGAUAGUUAGUUGUAUGUACGCUGCAACCGGGUGGUACGGCGCUUCGAGGUCAGCCUGAUGAGGCACUCUGCGACGUCUCCUGUCUCUGGCUCCAACCCAUUGAACGGUCGUCUGGGACGGCCCAUCUAUGCUGUCUACUCGGCGUAUGUCUGUCUGUCUGUGUCUCCGUAUGCUGUGGUGUCUGCAGCUGUCAUGUCUACAAGCGUCGCGAGUCCCAAGUCUGUUCGGACACCGCAGGCUCAUGCAAGAAAGAUACAUCAAUCCGGGGCUUUAGCGACGGGAGGCAGCGUCAAGCCCGCCCUCCUGGAGACUGCUGAGACUCUAGUUGCAGGAGUAGGCGCCGGCCAGCGUCUUCUCUCCUGUUGGUUUCCUUACUUCCAGAAGGCCGUGUCUCAGGGGUCAUCGUCACCAACUAACUACGGCCACCUAUAUGCUGAUAUAACGACAGGUACAUGAGACAGCCAGCGAGGCGUAGCAAGACAGCAGCAGCAGACGAAGCAGAGAAGAGAAUGCUAUUAUUAUUAUGACCCCAGCCUGGUCUUGCAGACGGCAGUGGGCACUCUAUCCUGGCUGCUGGCCAAUUGACAGCCCGUCCUGCACGCUGGCCGUUCCUCGUCACAUCGCCCAAGGACCGCUAAGGACGUCGCCUGCAUGAGAUAUCUCGUUUUUGCUGGCUCAUGCUGGCCUGCUGGAAAAAGCAAAGAGCGCAAAAGAAGAGGCCCUGUCAAGCAGGCCAUGCAAGAGGAAAAAGCAGAGUGUGAUAUCGGCAGCUCGCUCGCUCCGUUUUGCAGCUCAUUUGCCAAUUAUAGAUACGCCGGCGAGCAGG
Messenger RNA from Trichophyton rubrum CBS 118892, 997 nucleotides. RefSeq lists its product as uncharacterized. The transcript has a single exon. The coding region runs from base 229 to 627 and encodes 132 amino acids. NCBI's taxonomy places the organism in Eukaryota, Fungi, Ascomycota, Eurotiomycetes, Onygenales, Arthrodermataceae. The record is from RefSeq and is a predicted model, not a curated record.